AUGAAUUCCUUUCUCUCCCCCACUCCAUACAUUCCCAACCGCAUUCCUGACCCCUUGUACGUUAGAAUACUUGACACCACCCUCCGCGACGGUGAGCAAUCCGCCGGAGCUUCCCUGAACUCGAAGCAGAAGCUCGAGAUAGCACGGCAGCUCGCAAAGCUUGGUGUUGACGUCAUCGAUGCCGGAUUCCCUGCCUCUUCAAAAGAUGACUUCCAUGCCGUGAAGAUCAUAGCUCAAGAGGUUGGCAACGCCGUCGCUGACGACGGGUACGUGCCGGCGAUAUCCGCGGCUUGCAGGUGUACCGAGAAUGAUAUUAGGAGUGCAUGGGAGGCUGUGAAGUAUGCGAAGAGGCCGAGGAUUCAGACGUUCAUAGCGACCAGUGGGAUUCAUAUGAAGUAUAAGUUGAAAAAGACGAAGGAAGAAGUCAUUGAGACUGGCCGGAGAAUGGUAGAGUUUGCUCGGAGUUUAGGCUGUGAAGAUGUAGGGUUUUGUGCAGAAGAUGCUGCCAGGUCGAAGAGGGAGUUUCUUUAUGAAAUAUUCGGAGAAGUAAUAAAGGCAGGAGCAACGACGGUGAUCGUAGCAGACACAGUGGGAAUAAGUAUGCCAAGUGAAUAUGGCAAAUUAAUUGCUGCCAUCAAAGCCAAUACUCCUGGAAUUCAAAAUGCCAUUAUUGCUUCCCAUUGCCACAAUGAUCUUGGCCUCGCCACUGCUAAUACCAUAGAGGGUGCAUGUGGUGGCGCAAGGCAAUUGGAAGUAACAAUUAAUGGGAUUGGUGAAAGGGCUGGUAAUGCAUCCUUAGAAGAGGUUGUAAUGAUCUUGAAAUGUGGAGCGUAUCAUGUGCUUGGCGGACUCUAUUCAAGGAUCAAUACUCGACAAAUAUUUACCACAAGCAAAAUGGUUGAAGAGUAUACUGGGUUGCAUGUACAGCCAAACAAGGCACUUGUAGGGGCUAAUGCGUUUUCUCACGAAAGUGGGAUUCACCAGGAUGGAAUGCUAAAAUAUAAAGGUACAUAUGAAAUCAUAUGUCCCGAGGAUGUUGGGUUUGAAAGAGCCGACGAAGAUGGAAUUGUAUUGGGGAAGCUUAGUGGACGUCAUGGCUUGAGAAAGCGACUUGAAGAGAUGGGUUACGAGCUUGAAGAUGAGCAAAUUGAUGCCAUGUUUUGGAGUUUUAAAGCAUUGGCUGAGCGAAAAAAGAGAGUUUCCGAUGCUGACCUCAAGGCAUUGGUAUCGAAUGGAGUUUCUCAGACAAAGCAUUAG
Molecule: messenger RNA, 1257 nt
Organism: Neltuma alba
Lineage: Eukaryota; Viridiplantae; Streptophyta; Magnoliopsida; Fabales; Fabaceae
Product: 2-isopropylmalate synthase 2, chloroplastic-like
Exons: 9
Coding region: 1-1257 (418 amino acids)
Biological process (GO): L-leucine biosynthetic process
Cellular component (GO): chloroplast
Molecular function (GO): 2-isopropylmalate synthase activity
Source: RefSeq, a predicted model, not a curated record